Messenger RNA from Encephalitozoon intestinalis ATCC 50506, 1224 nucleotides. RefSeq names its product Fcp1-like phosphatase. Gene Ontology annotation, cellular component: nucleus. The record is from RefSeq and is a predicted model, not a curated record. The transcript has a single exon. Lineage: Eukaryota; Fungi; Microsporidia; Unikaryonidae. Bases 1 to 1224 code for a protein of 407 amino acids. Gene Ontology annotation, molecular function: RNA polymerase II CTD heptapeptide repeat phosphatase activity.
AUGGACGGGUGCAGUCAUCCCGUAAGACUGGGCACAUUGUGCGGGGUAUGUGGAAUCGAAAUCCCUGAAGAUUCACACCUCUUCUGUGCACUCUAUAACACAGACAAUGUUAAGAUAACGCACAAAGAGGCUGUCUCAAUAUAUAAAGAAAAAAUGAAAACUUUAGAGACACAGAUGAAGCUGAUUCUGGUUCUUGAUCUUGACCAGACAAUUCUUCAUACAACAUACGGGGAAUCCAGGAUCCAUGGAACUGUGAGAUUUAUAAUGGAUGGGAGCAAGUACUGUGUGAAACUAAGACCAAACCUUGAUCAUAUGCUUCGGAAAAUUUCCAGGCUGUAUGAGAUUCAUGUGUAUACCAUGGGAACAAGAGCAUAUGCAGAGAGAAUAGUUGGGAUUGUUGAUCCUUCUGGAAAAUACUUUCAGGACAGAAUCAUUACAAGGGACGAGAAUGAAGGGGUUUUGGUGAAGAGGCUGAGCAGGCUCUUUCCACAUAACCACAAAAACAUAGUAAUCCUUGAUGACAGGCCUGAUGUAUGGGACUACAGUGAAAAUCUGCUUCUUGUUCGGCCGUUUUGGUAUUUCAACCGUACGGACAUCAAUGAUCCAUUGAGGCUGAAGAGAAAGAUAGAGGAAGAGGGAAGAACAUCUAGGGACUUGGAAGGGUUUGUGGACAAGAAAAAAAGAGUUGAGGAAAUUGAGGAUCCGGAGAUUGUCUCGAAGCUGGAUGAUAUAGUGCUUGAAUGCUCUUCUGGAUCCAAGGAGCCAAGGAAAGAUAUCGAAAGCACGGAAGAAAAAGAAGUAAGCAGAUGCUUGGAGGAUUGCGAGCUGUUAAGAGUGACAAAGGUGUUGAGGAGGAUUCACAAGAAGUACUUUUCAAGCAGCCACAGAAACGUAAAGAAGAUUCUGAGGAACAUCCGAAAAAAGAUUUUCGGUGGAGAUCGGUUUCUUGUUCCACCUGCCCCAAAUAGGAUGUGGCUUGUAAAAACAAUCGAAAUGAACGGAGGGACAGUAAGUUCUCUGGAGAACGAGGUUGACUUUAUAAUUUCUUCUAGCAAGGAGGAGGUCAAGGCCCUGGCACAGAAGCUUGAGUGUCUUGUUGUAUCUCCAAAGUGGAUAGCCGAUUGUGUGUAUUCCCUGAGGCGAGUAAGGCACGGAAGGUACAUUGUGUGCGACUAUAGGCCCAAGGAUGAAUACGAAGAAGAGCUUGAAAGGCUCUUUUCGUGA